AUGCCACCUGCCCGGCAGGGGCGGCUGCUCCGAACCAAGCAGGCUAUCCGGAGGCUCCUCCGGGGCGUUGGCAUCGGCCGCGCUGAGGAAGCCGCCGAUGUUGAACCUUCCGGCCGCGUUGAGGAAGCCGCCGAUGUUGAAUCUUCCGACAACGCCGAGGCUGGCAACAUUCAAGAGAACAGAAUCGCCGACGAAACCGAGCUCCGCUGGUUCCUACCGAAGUCCAAUCGCCGUCCACUCUGGGAGCGGCGGGGCCGCCCUGAAAUGCCGUCAUUCCUGGUCCCUUCAAUGGAUAUGGUCCCGAUGGAUCGAUGGAGUAUGACCGUGCGGCUGGUUAGUACACCCUAUUUUUCGCAGAUGCUCAUCAGAAAAUAA
This is a messenger RNA of Penicillium canariense, 375 nucleotides long. RefSeq lists its product as uncharacterized. Bases 1 to 375 code for a protein of 124 amino acids. NCBI's taxonomy places the organism in Eukaryota, Fungi, Ascomycota, Eurotiomycetes, Eurotiales, Aspergillaceae. The transcript has a single exon. The record is from RefSeq and is a predicted model, not a curated record.